AGUGGAUAACAAAUACUCAUAUUCGUCACCAUUCAUAUUUCACUCAUUUUACAUAAGUUUAGGAUAAAUUAUAAUUUGCAUGCAUUCCAUUCCUCCUGCCAAACCUGACUGUUGCACAUUUAGCCAUUCUGUGACUAAUAAUUUUAUAUUUUUUUUGAAGAACUUUCAUACCCAGUUUUACCAUUAUUACAAUUUCUUAUGAACCUUUGAUUCACGACAGGCGUUAGACGACAGAUUUCGUAGUGAACUUUUGGUUAAAUUGACAACGACGAUGAGUGAGCUUAUAACGAACAAUUUGGAGAAUGCUGUCGUCGACACGGAAAUCUCUCAACAAAAUUGCACAAAUAAUAACGAAACUUACCUGGACAACACACCAGAUAACCAUGAAACCAUUCACGAAGCAGCAUCAUCAGUGCAAGCACAAAGUGUUGAAAACGAUAAAACUCUCGGUGAAAAACAAAGUUCGGAUUGCUUAUUCCGUGAGAACGAACCAAAACACGAAAUACUGAUGGAAAAAUUGUCAGGAUGUCAUGUUUUGGAGCACGUUAUAAAAGUUCGCCCUGACAUUGACACUGUCAUUUCAUGCGCAGAUGGGAAAGUUGGAGCUCAUCGAGUCGUUCUGGCAUCGGUUUCUCCAUUACUUAAGAUGCUCUUAAGUCGACGUAACGCUGGAGAAGUUGCAACUAUUGUACUUCCUGACGUUUCAGUGGAAACCAUACUAAGCAUUUUGCAACUUUGUUAUACGGGAACAAUGGCAAUAUUAUCAAACAAUGAGGGCAGCAAUGAAGUCAUAAGGUCAGCGAUGGAUGCACUAAGGAUUGGAUUUCCAGAUAAAAAUUUCAGUAUUUGUAAAAGUAUUCCGGAGACACCACCAACUCCAAUAGUGAAAGAAGGGCCAGAAUUGAAUGUACCUGGAGUAGACGCUGAGAAUCAUGAGGACCAGUUACAUGCACCUCUAUCCGUUCCGGAAAUUGCAGUGAAUGGAAAACAGGAGUUGAUUGAGAAAAAUUACCCUCAAACAUGCAUUAAAGAUGAUACAACUGCAUCCACAACGUUGCCAAGGCCUAAAUCGACAACGACUAACAGAGGACGACGAGGGAGACCACGAUGUACUGUGGCUAAACCUACUCCUUCCGUUGGUUCAAGUGGAUCAAAAAGAGGCCGUAAACCUAAUGUCGCCAGCAGGAGGAAUGUCAAGAAGGAGAAAAGUAAAGAUGUUUCUAAAGCGGACAAAGAUAUUAAGCACACCACCGUAGAAGGGAUUGAAUCGCCCCUUUAUGAAAAUGGACAAGACGAAGAAAUUAAAGCUUUCACAGGAAUUUUUUUGUCGAGUAUAAAGGAUGAUUAUGUGUGCUUAGAAUGUAAAGGAAUUAUCGAAACUCAGCGAGAAUUUAGGAAACAUUUGCAAAUAAUGCAUGCCUCAACUUUAAACUCUACUGAAGUAUCUAGCGAGGAAAUUAAGAAUUUAGUCAAAUGUGACAUAUGUAACCGGAAACGCUCUGGAGUACAAGGAGCCUCGGAAUGUUUGGAAGAACAUGGAUUUGUCAAGUGCUUCACAUGCUUUGGUGUAAUCCUAAAGGCCGAUUUGUACGAACAUUACACCACUGUCCAUGGUGUCUAUACCACUUUCGCUAGAGUAGCAAAUUGUCGAUGGUGUAAUUUAGCAAUAGCAAUAGGAGAUGAUGGUCAGCUUCCACAAGAUCAUGCAACUUCUGCCCACAUACAACCAUUUUUAAACUCCAACCCAGAAUAUUUGCAAGUUGGACAAAUUGAAGAAGAGUCAAAUUCUUCAAGCAGUUCUGAUGAUUCUGAUGAAGAAUCAAACUUAAAAGAAAAUUCGGAGAAAUCGUUAAGCACACCAUCGCAAGAUAUUAAAGGUCAUGAAACGAAUCCCAUCAUGAAGCGAAAUUAUGAUCAAGAAGAAACUCAUGAUGAAGCACCUUCUCCAAAAAAACGUAAACUUGACGACCAAGGAAAUCCACUUCAACUGAGCAAGAGAACUGGCGCCCCAUCAUGGAAGUCUUCCCAAAGAACAUUUUUAGAAAAAUCCACCAAUAUUACAACUCAACCUCCUGCCUUUACAACAGCUACCACCUCUGGGAAAAUUAUAGACCUUGACAUAUCUAAAUUAAAUGCCCCCAAGAUUUGUUUGGAUAUCAUGAAUGAGGGAAAAGUCAGAAAACUCUCAGAUUUGCAGGAAGACGAUUCUGACUCAACAUUGUCCGACACCGAUAAUAAUGCAAUUUGAUAUACAUUUACAUAUGUACAAAUAUGUAUGUACUAGGUGCGACACUUAUCACGUAGAACUUGGUAUGUUAAAAAAAUACUUAGCUGUUAUUUAUAUAGUUCGUACAGUGUUGCUCAAAAUCUCAGAAAAACUGCUUCAGUGUUAUUCAUUAAAUUCAUUUAUGGUUUACGUCUGCUGUAGUUAAAAACUAAUUCAUAUGUAUUCUUGAAGGUCGCUCAUGUUUUAAAAAUACAGAAGCACAAAAUACAAUAAGAUCUAAAAGCAUUAUUUAUUUAUUUUUGAGACAGUUUUUUAAUAAGGAAAGUGCUAAAGAUCUACAUAUAAAGGUCUCUUUAAGUUUAUUUUAAAAUAUUAAAUGUUCGUAUUUUUAAGAUAGUGAUUUUUACUAUACUAUAAAAUAAUCUAAAAUUAUGCCACAAUGUUUAUUAUAAAUUUUAAAAGUUUGAUUAUUCAAAUAUAUAUGAGAAAGGGAUACAGUUA
This is a messenger RNA of Folsomia candida, 2728 nucleotides long. RefSeq lists its product as uncharacterized. Lineage: Eukaryota; Metazoa; Arthropoda; Collembola; Entomobryomorpha; Isotomidae. The record is from RefSeq and is a predicted model, not a curated record. The transcript is spliced from 4 exons. Bases 272 to 2248 code for a protein of 658 amino acids. Gene Ontology annotation, molecular function: protein binding.